GAACAACAAGCGCCGCGGACCACGCUAGCGCAAGCGCUUCCCUGCGGGCGCCGACGCUCGAAAGAACCUCGGCACUUUCGAUGAAGCGCGGACCUUUGUUGCGGUAUGUUGCCGAGGGUACGGGAGAAUCCAUUACGAAUUCUCUAAGGGAGGACACCUAAAGAGUUCAAGUCGGCAAGAGAGACACACAGAAGGACGCCUGAGCAUCUCUAGGAUACGAUGACGUAACCAAUAGGAUUUACCGAAAAUAAAUCUUCGGUUUCUCGCCCCUGUAACCAUUGGCUAGAAGACCAAGUGUGCUAUGAUCCAUGACGUGCUGUUGCCAAGCACUUUGGGAACUGUAGUCCGCCCUCCCAGGCCCCGCCCCUCGAGCGGGCGGCGACUCCGCUUCCGGGCUGGCUUCCUGAGCCGAUGCCUGACGUCAGCGCUCCUGUCACCGCCACGUCGUGGACCUGGUGAUUUCAGAGACUAUGGAUAUACUCUUCAGAAUAAGAGGAGACCUUGAUCUAGCUUUUCAGCUAGCUGCUGCUAAUGAAAUGUUUAUCAAGAAGGCACUAAAACAUGUGUUGAGUGACCUGUCAACCAAGAUUUCUUCAAAUGCACUUGUGUUCAGAAUUUCCCGCAGUCCAGUGUACAUAUGGCCUAACAGUGACAUUAACACUAUUCCAAGAGAACUGAAUGAGAGUACUGCUUGUAAGAACAUACUGCGCUUUAUUCAAUUUGGACAGGAAGAAGAUACAAAACGAAAACUGAUGAGAAAGAAAGACAGAAAGCUACCAGACAUGCAUCAGAUAGUAAAUAUAGAUCUUAUGCUGGAAAUGUCAACCCCACUGGCAGCUGUAACCCCCAUCAUUGAAAGAGAAAGCGGAGGACACCACUAUGUUAAUAUGACUUUACCAGUUGAUGCAGUUUUAUCUGUUGCUCCAGAAGAAACAUGGGGAAAAGUUCGUAAAUUUCUAGUAGAUGCAAUUCAUAAUCAACUAACUGAUAUGGAAAAGUGUAUUUUAAAAUAUAUGAAAGGAACAUCUAUUGUGGUCCCUGAACCACUGCACUUUUUAUUACCAGGGAAGAAAAGUCUCAUAACAAUUUCCUACCCAUCAGGAAUUCCAGAUGAUCAACUGCAGCCCUAUAGAAAGGAGUUGCAUGAUCUCUUCAAUCUGCCUCAUGACAGACCUUAUUUCAAAAGGUCUAAUGCUUAUCAUUUUCCAGAUACGCCAUACAAAGAUGGUUACAUUAGAAAUCCACAUACUUAUCUUAAUCCACCUAACACAGAGUCUGGUGUGACAUAUGUGGUCCAGGGCAUAUAUGGUUAUCAUCACUAUAUGCAGGAUCGAAUAGACGACAAUGGCUGGGGCUGUGCUUACCGAUCUCUGCAGACUAUCUGCUCUUGGUUCAAACAUCAGGGAUACACAGAGAGAUCCAUUCCAACACACAGAGAAAUUCAGCAGGCUCUAGUUGAUGCCAGUGACAAACCAGCAACAUUUGUCGGAUCACGGCAAUGGAUUGGAUCUAUUGAGGUACAGCUGGUACUAAACCAAUUAAUUGGUAUAACUUCAAAAAUACUGUUUGUCAGCCAAGGUUCUGAAAUGGCCUCUCAAGGAAGAGAACUGGCUAAUCAUUUCCAGAAUGAAGGAACUCCAGUAAUGAUUGGGGGAGGAGUUUUGGCCCACACAAUCUUAGGAGUUGCAUGGAAUGAGAUUACAGGGCAGAUAAAAUUUCUGAUUCUAGAUCCACAUUAUACAGGCGCUGAAGAUCUGCAAGUUAUUUUGGAAAAGUUGUAUUUCUGUAGAACUUUGCAAAUGCAGAAAACUCCUUGCUCUGAUAGUGCAUACAAGAAACCAUGAAGCCCAGGCCUGGCCAUCAAGAGAAAACGAUCAACUCUCACUUGCUUCCGGGCAUCUAGGGGACUAUGGGGAGAGUUCUGUCUCUGCCUGAACUUUCCUGUUUGAAGUUCCCAGGCCAGUCACCUCAGAGGAAAGAAGCAUGGCUCUACCAUCUUCUACUAUCAGUUUCCGGUUGGGGCACCCUUUCUACCCAUUUCUUACACAAAAUUUGGGUCUGGUUAACCAGAGAAGGCCUACAUGUGUGGAAGGAUGACAAAAAAGUUCAAAUGGAGGUAGUAUAAGCCAUUUUUAAUAAUAUCUGUUAAGAAAACAGAUUUUAAGACUUCAAAUUUAUUAGGGAAAGUUUUGCUGAAAAAUAAUAGACAAUAAUUAGAAGGUAUUUGAUGUAUGGAAAUAGUUACAAAAGACAAUAAACCAAACUUAAUGGUUUGGUUACCUGGAGAGAAGGGAGAGUAGGGCUGGUAGAGAACUUUUUAAAAUUUUUUAUUUUUUAUCUAGUCUGAAUUUUUACAAUGUAUAUCUUAGUUUUGCAACAGAAAAAGGAAAUUGAAAAAAUAAAAAGUGCAUCUCUACUUAAUCCUUUCUCCUACAUACUAAAAACAAAGAGCUAACAUAUCAUCUUCUAUACAGUCUGAGCCUAAAUGUUUGACUCUGUCCUUGCCAGAACACCCAGUGGCUUUGGAUUUAGUUAAAGUAAAGAUUAAGACCACUACUUGUCACUCAGUGGUAUUUUAAGAACUCUCAACUGCCCUCCUAAGUAUUUUCAAAAAAAGUAUUUUAUUGUGGCAUGAUAGGUCACAUGGACCAGUCAUCAACUGGGUCUUAUUUAAGACAAUAAAUCAGUGGCCCUAGAAAAAAAUUGAUUAACUUUAAUAUUCACAGUGAGAUUUAGUGUGAAAAUAAUUUUCUUUACUGGGGGAAAAGGAUUAAUAAUGACAUGAAAAAUGGAAAUGAGAAUUGGUUGUAGCAUCAGAAGAUGAAAAAGCAUAGAAUGCAACUCACGGGGCAAGCUCAGAUUUCUCACUCUAUGUAUUUUAUCAUAUCUAAAAUAUCAUUGAACAGUAUGUGUUCCAUUCUUUUAUGGAAUACCAAGAAAGGAAAACAGACUGCCAGUUAAACUAUCAUGUUAUCAAUUGCCAGAAUUAUAAAUCUGUACACCUUGGAAUCAAUAAAAUGUAAUAGUCUGAAGUGACAGUUAUUGUAAGAAAGUUUUUCUCUUUUUAUGAUUUCUCUGAUUAAAUAAUUAAAAGUUUAAAAAUCUUUGAAUUAUUUAAGUAUUUGGAGUUUUAUUCCAAGAGCCUGCAACAGAGCCCGAUAUUACAAUUUAGAUCAUGUAAUCCUGUAUUUAAUUACAAUCCUGUAAUUGUAAAAGGUUUUUCUUUCCCUUUUCCCAUAUCUAGGGCUGGUGUGGAUGGAAGGGCCCAGACUUUUGGAACAAGGAUGCUUACUAUAACUUAUGUCUUCCUCAGCGACCAAAGAUUUUUUAAAAUAUAUUGGACUCAAAGACUAUAGUAAAC
Messenger RNA from Choloepus didactylus (southern two-toed sloth), 3361 nucleotides. RefSeq names its product UFM1 specific peptidase 2 (gene UFSP2). Bases 471 to 1844 code for a protein of 457 amino acids. NCBI's taxonomy places the organism in Eukaryota, Metazoa, Chordata, Mammalia, Pilosa, Megalonychidae. The transcript has 12 exons. The record is from RefSeq and is a predicted model, not a curated record.